Cydia amplana is the source of this 802-nucleotide messenger RNA. RefSeq lists its product as uncharacterized. The transcript has 7 exons. NCBI's taxonomy places the organism in Eukaryota, Metazoa, Arthropoda, Insecta, Lepidoptera, Tortricidae. The coding region runs from base 4 to 792 and encodes 262 amino acids. The record is from RefSeq and is a predicted model, not a curated record.
AAAAUGAACGGCGGAAAUUCUGGAGCGGUGUUUUUUCUGGGGACUAGAGCACAUUAUCAGGUCCUCAAUCAACCCGACCGUCCUUUUGACGUGGAAAACGGGAACUCUUCCCAAACUGGCUCCACAGCUAGCUCCCUUUGGCCAGACACGGACUCGCAGAACAACGAGCGAUGGUGCAACGACAACGAUAUUAACGUAAACGAGGACAACAAUACGGGAGUGAAGAGGCGAGCUAAACGGCGGCCGAGUGAGACGGCGCUAUGCGAGGACAUGAGACCAGCGCAGCUAAACGGCAAUGUUGAUGACAGUGACACACCAAAAUCCAAAGGCCGUCGCGUGAACAUCUUCAACGCAAUAACUUCGCUCGCGCGACGCAAACGUCGCCUGCAGUCGCACACCUACUUGAAACACUUGGCAGCCCUCACUACGUGCACCUACAGGGACUCAUGCCGGUGUCUGGAAUGUCAGAGCCGCUACUUCGAAUGCGACGAAGACGAGGAAUCCUCGGAAGAUGAUGAGUACGAGUAUUACGCGGCUCUCUACGCGAGCCAGGUCAACAAGUGCCAGCAUGAUGAUGACGAGGUAUUUAUAGACACUGUGCCUGAAGACAAUGCGUCCACCGACAUGUUGCUGGACGCGGACGAGCCUAAAGAUAAGUCCGUCUCGUCGGACAACGUGUCCGACAACACGGAACCGGAACCCGACGCGCAUCUAGAGAUGGAGGUCGCAGCCGGCACGCCUAUAGUCCUCAACUAUCUACUCACCCAUCCCUUCCACUGCUGUAUCCAGUAGGACAGCAACA